ACAAAAAUGCAUUCAACAGGCUUGCUAAAUUAUGUGAAUUGUGAUAAUACCGCCCCACCUUUGUGCGAAAAAAAGGUUUUAAAGAUCAGCCCUCAAGAAUAUAAUUGUCGUUCUGCAUGCUUACCCUGUGAUAAGCUUUGUGACGGUUUGAAAAACUGUCUCGAGGGUGAUGACGAAUAUUUUUGCGACUAUACUUGUACAGCUGAAUGCACAUGUAAAGAUUUUGGAAUUAAGUGCAAAAAAAUCGAAUGGAAUUCAACGAAAAUAAUCAAACUUUCAAUGACUAACACGUAAGUACGAUUUCAUUAUCUCAGUAUGUAACAAAUUAUAAUUGUAACAAUACUAUCACUAUA
Anneissia japonica is the source of this 353-nucleotide messenger RNA. Its product is annotated as sortilin-related receptor-like. NCBI's taxonomy places the organism in Eukaryota, Metazoa, Echinodermata, Crinoidea, Comatulida, Comatulidae. The record is from RefSeq and is a predicted model, not a curated record. The coding region runs from base 7 to 294 and encodes 95 amino acids. Gene Ontology annotation, molecular function: protein binding. The transcript is spliced from 3 exons.